Rotaria sp. Silwood2 is the source of this 1788-nucleotide messenger RNA. The record is from the annotation of a GenBank genome assembly. NCBI's taxonomy places the organism in Eukaryota, Metazoa, Rotifera, Eurotatoria, Philodinida, Philodinidae.
AUGGGAUUUUUUAUGAUUCUCUAUCCAACAACAAUUUUAUUUCGUGUUACACAUGCUAUUGAACAAACUGUAGGAGAUUUAAUAGCUGGAAAACAAUUAUUAUCAAAAGACAUCAAAAUUGCUGGAAAUGAUAUUGUAACGUGUGUUAAAUCGAAAAAACCACUUUGUGUUUAUGAAGCAUUUCAUAAAAUUAUAUUUGAAGCCCAUAUUGCUGUUUCACACGGUGGGCGUGAAAAAACCUAUUCUGAAAUAAGUUCCCAAUAUUCUUGGCUUCCUCGAUUUUGCGUCGAGAUAUUUUUGAAACAAUGCCUACCAUGUCAAACCAGAAAACCAAUUAAACAUCAUGUUGUUUCAAAACCAAUUAUAUCCUUGGGUAUUAUGACACGUCUACAAAUAGAUCUUAUAGAUAUGCGUACAAGACCGGACAAAAUAUCACCUGAAAUUGUUUACUGCUGGAUUUUGAAUUGUAUUGAUCACUUUAGUAAGUUUUCAUGGGCUUAUCCAUUAAAAAAUAAAACAGCUGCUGAAGUUGUUACAAAAUUAUACGAAUUGUUUUUUGUUUUCGGUCCACCUCAUAUAAUUCACAGUGAUAAUGGACGUGAAUUUGUUUCAAGCGUUACCAUGGAAUUAAAAAAUUCUUUUCAUGAUUUAUUAUUUAUUCGAGGAAGACCGAGGCACCCGCAAAGUCAGGGUUGCAUCGAAAGAGCUAACGGUGUUUUGUGCGAUGCUCUCGGCAAAUGGAUGUCUACCAACAAUUCAUCGAGCUGGUCUACUGCUUUAUUACCUGUUACUUAUGGUAUAAAUACCAGAAAAUCUACAGUUACCAAAGCAACUCCAUAUGAAAUUAUGUUCGGACAAAGACCACGAUCAGAUUCUGAUUUCUGGAAACUAGUUCAGGAGGCUGGUAUCGAAGAUGAAGAAAAUCUUCCCAUUCCAGUAGACGAAUCAAAUGAUAAUAUGAUUGACGAUGCUCUUGAUAAUCCAAUUGAUAUUAAUGCACAUAUUGAUACUGAAGUAGUUGAACUUCUUAAACAACUAUCUGAUGAUAUGAGUUCUUAUUCAUCAACAAGCUCAUCAUCAAAAUUACCAAAUUCAUCAACAGCAUUAACAUCAUCGGCAACUGUAGCAACAACACCCACCAGGCAUGAUAAAAUUCGCAAAACGGCUACUGAUCAUUAUCUUGCAACUGCAAAUAAGAAAAUGAAAUUACAUCAAGAUAGUUUAAAUAUGAUUGCAAAUAAUUUUAAUAUAAAUGAUUGUGUUGGAUUAGAAAUACAUCCAGUCGAUCGAACCAACACCGAUCCAAAAUAUCUACCAUGUCGAAUCGUUGAAAAAACUGCAAAGAACAAUGUUUUUUUAUAUAAAUUAAUAUGCCAAUACGGUGUUCUACAGAAAAGUUUUGAAGUUGGACAAUUUGUGAAUUUAAAUGAUGCUUGUCCUGAUGAAUUAAAAAAAAUUAAUGCUGAUAAUUUAAAACCAAUUACUCUUAUUGAAGCAUCAAAACUUUAUGCUCGUGGUUCUGUAACUGGACGCACUUGUAAUUGUCGUAGUAAAUGUUCAACAAAAACCUGUCCAUGUAAAAAAGUCAACAUGCCUCAUAAAAAGUUACCUAGUGACACGUAUCAUUCAAUUGGUUAUGCAGAAAAUGAACAACAUCUUGGUAAACCAAAAGUAUCUGAAAAUAAAGAAGUUGCUGGACGUCAAGCUGGAUUAGGUGGUGAAAAAGGAAGUCAAAUAUGUGGGCAAAGUGGUCCCGAACUACUAGGAGGUAAAGUGUUUAUUAAUUAA